CUGGUUAUAUAAAGGCCUCAGAACCAAGGCAAAGCAGACUACCCACCGCACUACGCAAGCACAGGAGUUCUCUGAUACAUUGUGAGAAAGAAGCAGAGAGAAGAAAACAUGGCGAGGCUUCCUGUUUUAUUGAUAGCUCUCUUCUUCUCCUCCGCCUUCGUGGAUCGAUGCCGGGUUGAGGCCUCGUUCUGGGACAGCGCGUUCUUCACGUGGGGCGCUCGGCAGUCCUCGGUCCUCAACAACGGCAACGAUGUUCAACUCGUGUUGGACAAGAUCUCUGGUUCAGCCUUUCAAUCCAAGAGCGCUUACCUGUUUGGAAGCAUUGAAAUGCUAAUCAAGUUAGUCCCUGGAAAUUCAGCUGGGACAGUCACUGCAUACUAUCUAUCUUCCACGGGGUCAAACCACGACGAGAUCGACUUCGAAUUCUUGGGCAACGUUUCCGGACAACCUUACACCAUCCACACAAACAUCUUCACUCAAGGAAUCGGUAAUAGAGAACAGCAAUUCUACCUGUGGUUCGACCCCGCGGCCGAUUUUCACAACUACACCAUUCACUGGAACCCCACCGAAGUUGUCUGGUACAUCGACAGUAUACCAAUUCGAGUGUUCAGGAACUACCAGAGCCAGGGCGUCGGGUACCCAAACCAGCAAGGCAUGAGGGUGUACUCAAGCCUGUGGAAUGCAGAUGACUGGGCCACAAGGGGCGGGCUCGUGAAGACCGACUGGCGGCACGCGCCCUUCGUGGCCCGGUUCCGCAACUUCCAGGCUAGGGCCUGCAAGUGGUUUGGGCCCGCCAGCAUCUGGCAGUGCGCGGCCAAGACACCGGCAAACUGGUACACGUCGCCGGCGUACGGCCAGCUCACCAGUGCCAAGCAGGGACAGAUGAAGUGGGCGAGGGACAAGUACAUGGUCUAUGACUAUUGCAAGGACACCAGGAGGUUCAACUGGAAGAUGCCUCCUGAGUGUUCCAAGCCUCAGUAUUGAUUGACGUAGUAGCAUUUGCCUGUUCUUUGCGAGAUUGAUGAGUCUUACACAUCUCCGUCUACUUGCAUGUUCAAU
Rhodamnia argentea is the source of this 1059-nucleotide messenger RNA. RefSeq names its product probable xyloglucan endotransglucosylase/hydrolase protein 26. The coding region runs from base 109 to 984 and encodes 291 amino acids. The record is from RefSeq and is a predicted model, not a curated record. The transcript is spliced from 4 exons. Gene Ontology annotation, cellular component: apoplast; cell wall. Gene Ontology annotation, biological process: xyloglucan metabolic process; cell wall biogenesis. NCBI's taxonomy places the organism in Eukaryota, Viridiplantae, Streptophyta, Magnoliopsida, Myrtales, Myrtaceae. Gene Ontology annotation, molecular function: xyloglucan:xyloglucosyl transferase activity; hydrolase activity, hydrolyzing O-glycosyl compounds.